AUGGCAAUGCGGCUUUUCCACAGAAUGCAGUUGUAUUCUGCGUCGCAGUUUCUUGCCUAUGAAAAAUCUGCUCAAAUUGGUGGCGCCAUUGCUCCCCUCAACGAGACGCUGUCGGCACAAGCUCUUUCCAUACAGACGCCAUCCGGACUGCCCAGGCUUCAGUUUGUCGCGCUGGUCCCAAUGAGCACGGAAAGCGUCGGAUCAGAUACGGCACACAUGCACUGCUUUUGCUACUUUACCAAAAGUUACUGUAGAUCCGGCCGCUGUAGUCAUUUUUGA
Chondrus crispus (carragheen) is the source of this 279-nucleotide messenger RNA. RefSeq lists its product as hypothetical. The record is from RefSeq and is a predicted model, not a curated record. The transcript has a single exon. Lineage: Eukaryota; Rhodophyta; Florideophyceae; Gigartinales; Gigartinaceae. Bases 1 to 279 code for a protein of 92 amino acids.